CAGUCCCUGUGUGCAGCCCACCACAGAGUCUGACUUGUACUCCAUCUCCCCGGGGGAAGUAGCUACAGAGGCCAGCAGAACUUUCUCACACAAGAUACGUGCCUUUUCUCUUUUUUAUUUUGCGACAGGGUCUCCCUUGUGUAGCCUGGUCUGGAAGUCACUGUCCUCCUGACUCUGCUUCCAGAAACUGGUAUCGCUGGUGCGAACUGUCAUGCUAACUUGAAAUUUGUGUCAGCUUCCCGUCAUUUACUGAUCUUUUCUGAUUUGUUUGUUUGUUUGUUUUGUUUUUGAUGAUUGCAAGGAUAUUACUUUUGUAUUUGGGGGGGUCACAGUCCGUACCCCUGCUCAGGGCACUAAGCUUUUUGCACAGUCUCUCAACUUUUGUGUGUCUUUGCACAUUGCCAAUGGGAGUGGAUUGCUUUGAGCAUGUCCUUGCUUUGGGGCACUGUGGGGUUUCCCAUGCUUCUCAAGAACCCUGUUUGAAUCAGCCGCUUACCCUGUGCAUGCGGGUUCCUUCAACUGGAACACGUUAUUGGACUAAGGAUCUUGGCACGGCAUGCAUUUUAAUGCAGAGUGCAUUCAUUCUGUGUCCUCUCAGCUGACGUGCACGGAAGGGUGCACACACACGUACUAAAUAGUGUGCGUGCCAGCACAGGCCUACCAAUGUUUUCCUCUGCUGCUGUAGGACGCUGAGCAUGAGUCCCUACUUAAACCUCCAGUGCUGUUCUAUUAUCCCAGGAUUUCUAGGGCCUUUGCCCCUAAGCCUCCUACCCACAGGGGUGCUUUGAAGACAGUGCAGAUAAACAAGUGAUGGCUGAGAAGGAUUAGCAGUGUCUUAAGUAGCCACAUGCUCACAGGCAGAGGCCACAGGGGACCGUGGGGUAUCCCGAUCUGCCAUUCCCUACCCCAUUCCCUUGAGUCAGGGUCUCUCACUGAACCCAGAGUUCCCCAUUUUAUGACCAAGUUUGUUACCAGGGAAGUGGAGGUUUCCUUUUGGGGUUUCUUAGUCUCAUUAAUAAGCUAAUUUAAUAAUGGAGUCAAGAGAAAGCAAAGGCCAAUGUCAUUAGAAUUUAAGAGAAGAUUCUGAGAAGAGGCUCAGAGAAAGACAUGUUAUUUAUGUUAGCAUGGAAAAGAAACAGCUUAUUAAGAAAAAGAAAACCAUGCCAGGCGGUGGUGGCGCACACCUUUAAUCCCAGCUUUGGGGGUGCAGAGGUGGGUGGAUCUCUGAGUUCCAGACCAGCCUGGUCUGGAGAACUAGUUCCAGAACAGCCAGGACUAUACAGAGAAACUGUCUAGAAACAAAACAAAACAAAACAAAGUGAAAGAAAAAAGCACCCCUAAAAGUGGGGUUUCCUGGUAAGCUAAGAAAAGUACUUCCAAAGUAUCCUGGUGGCAAUACAUUGUCUUUUGUACCCCUCCCUCACCCAUACACAGUAGGUCAUAGCUUUUUGGACCAUGCAUGCUCUGUUCCUCAGAUGAUGUCACUGGAAGGAAAGGCUUCUACCCUGAAAACUGGCUUCUUUCACAUGUUAGAAUUGAUGUAGCUGUUUUAGUUCCUGCUUUUCUGUCAGAGGCUGGCUGCCCAGUAAGCCCCAGUGUCCCCCACCACCAGUGCUGGGGUUACAGGUGGACACAGCCUUUUAUGUAGGUGUUGGGGACUUGAGCAGCACAUGCUCUUACCCACUAAGCCAUCUCCGCAGUUCCCAUUGUCUCUUAUAUCUUUGAUUAUUAUAAUUAUGGACUAGCUGCCUACAGAGAGCCCCGUCUAGAAGGCUGGAUCACAACACUGACCGUUGCAUAAUCUCACUUGAAGACUGUUCUGCGAUGACCACUGCAAGAUAUCGGCCCACCUGGGACCUGGCCCUCGACCCCCUGGUGUCCUGCAAGCUGUGCCUCGGGGAGUACCCAGCGGAGCAGAUGACAACCAUUGCCCAGUGCCAGUGUAUCUUCUGUACCCUGUGCCUGAAACAGUAUGUUGAGCUCUUGAUCAAAGAAGGACUGGAAACUGCAAUUAGCUGCCCGGAUGCUGCCUGUCCUAAACAGGGCCACCUUCAGGAGAAUGAGAUUGAGUGUAUGGUUGCAGCUGAAAUUAUGCAGAGAUAUAAAAAGCUACAAUUUGAAAGAGAGGUGCUCUUUGACCCUUGUCGGACGUGGUGCCCAGCAUCCACCUGCCAGGCCGUGUGCCAACUCCAGGACAUAGGGCUGCAGACCCCGCAGCUGGUGCAGUGCAAAGCCUGCGACAUGGAAUUCUGUUCUGCUUGCAAAGCCCGCUGGCACCCUGGCCAAGGCUGCCCAGAGACCAUGCCCAUCAGCUUCCUUCCCGGGGAGACCAGCUCUGCUUUCAAGGUGGAAGAGGGCGACGCACCCAUCAAACGCUGCCCCAAGUGCAGGGUGUACAUCGAGCGGGACGAGGGCUGUGCACAGAUGAUGUGUAAGAACUGCAAGCAUGCCUUCUGCUGGUACUGCCUGGAGUCUCUGGACGAUGACUUUCUUCUGAUACACUAUGACAAGGGGCCCUGCCGCAACAAGCUGGGUCACUCCCGGGCAUCAGUGAUCUGGCAUCGGACACAGGUGGUGGGGAUUUUUGCUGGAUUUGGGCUCCUGCUCUUAGUGGCCUCCCCGUUCUUGCUCCUGGCCACACCCUUUGUACUUUGCUGCAAAUGCAAGUGCAGUAAAGGUGACGAUGACCCGUUGCCCACCUAGAGGACGGCAUGAUGCUGGAACAGACCCCUUCCUCGGGACGUGUGGCUCCCCUACCCCCUACCACCCCUCUCACUAAACAUGGUUUUUGCCUUAUGUGCCCCGUUGAGCUUCAGUGUCCGGCUCGCUGCAGAGAUUUCAGGGAUGAUGUCAGCGAGUGGGCAGAGGCCCAGGCGUGGUCUCCCGGGUGCUGCUGAGGCAACGGAGGCAAAGUGGGGGCGGGGGGCGGGCGUCCCACAGAGUCAUUCUGUGUCUGCAGACCUGGCUGGGGGUAGCAUCAGCUGCACACCGGGCAGUUUCCUCCCCUGGGAGUUUCUGAGACCCGCUUGGACAGAGGGACACUUUGACUUCAAGAUGGCAUAUGUUGUCAGUAGAAGUCUUCGAAAAUUAGUACUCUCUCCGGCCAGCACCUGAAUAUCCGACUUGAGAAAAAAAAACCCCACCCUGUUUGUGACAACUGUUUUUAUUCCUAAAGGCAUUUAGUAAAAAUCCUUUUUAGAAAGCUUCCCCCCACACACACCCUGUCAACUGAGUAGUGAAAAUCAAUAAGGUGCGUAUAAACCAUCCUAUGCCUUUUUUCGAAAUGUGCAUUUUAUGAAGUUAUAGGUAAAUCUUUUCUGGCCUGACCAUUUCUUUCAGGAGCUACAGAAAGCCUUAUGUACACUCUGUGUUUCUUCUUGGAACCCGCUGUAAUCGGUUUUUUGAAUGCUGUGAGCUGUGUACUGUUACCCACACGGGCCCCGUUGCAUUUCUUUGAAAACACUGCUACAUGUGUAGGAUCAUCUCUCCACCCCAUUGCCCUCUGCCCCCGUUCAGCUCACAGGGUUCAUCCCUUCAACCCUCUCCCUCCCAGUGGCAUCAGAUGCCUUUGGAUAUCUUUAAACCAGAUGUUUUCCUCUGAACUAAUUUUACAAGUGACUCUGUCUUGAUUCCUUGCCCCACUUUUUAGGCAGGCACCAAGGAGACAGUGUCAUCCUUCCUUGGGGAGCUCUUGGAGGCCGGGUUGGAGCUUUCUGAAGUCUAUGCUUUGUUCAAAUGCUUUAAGUAAUUUGAAAAAACCAUGUGAUUCAUACAGUCUGAACUCUGUAGUUGACCCAUUUGAUCUUGCUAGGGAAAAAAAAAGGAGAGAGAAAGAAUGGAAAAUGAAAAAGGAAGGAAGGAAAGAAGGAGGAAGGGAGGGAGAGAUCCUUAUUUUGAUGUGCAGAGUUUGUAAAUUGACCCUUCUCUGGGCUAUGUGACAGUUUCCAAGUCAACAAAGGACAAGAUAAUACUAAGACACAGGUAUUCCGUGAAUUGACUCUGAAAAUAGGAAGGAGUGCUUCCCUUUCAGAUUUGGCUUUCAAAGUCCAGUGUGCGUCCCAGGAUCAGGCUAGAGAUGUCGAGGUUUGGCAGGGGAAUGAGUGGCUGGUCUGAAGGCGUAUUAAGCAUCCUACAAAGGAGUAAAGCAAACACAGAGUCCUCUCAUCUCAGCCAUUUAUCUACUGCAGCCACAUCUGUAGUGGCUGUCUGUGUGACUCCACAUUUAUGGGUCAAUGUCAAGCCCCAGCCGACACUCCCUGCAAAGAAAUGACUUCAUUUUCUUUAUUUUUAAUUGACAGUGAGUACCUGAGGCAAAACAGAACCACUGGUCUCUCACCUUCUGGUACUGAUUUUUCUCUAUUAAGCUAAAGCCAUUUAGAAGCUCGGUCCUCACCAAAACCACACUCAAAAAGUCCCCCUGGUAGUUGGAAAUUACAGGUGUGACUUCUGGGUGAAGCCUAGGCCUUGAGCCUCUGUGGUCAGAAACUGGUCAGUAGCUGGGAUUUGAGACUUCAGGCCUGUAACUUGUAUGUGAAAGUAACCAGCCACCACCCCUUAAAAUGCCUAUCAGAAGUCUCGGCAGUCCUGGGCCCAGUUCCUUCCUGCUUCACCUUGAUUACUGUUGUCUGAUCAUUGUUCAGUGACAUGCUGUCGUUGCAGUAGGGUUGACUGCAGCUCAGGCUCCCUGAUCAAAGAUGGGGUCACCUUAUGUCUGGGAGACUUCUCUGGAUGCUCACACACCUCUGUAACCCCACCUGCUCUCACACAGCAGCCUACAGUGAGCUUCCUAAGCACAUGGCUGGACAGAGGUGGGAACCAUAGGGGCACUGGGGCAAAAAGGUGUAGUCAGAGUAUCCUGUCUGCCCUGAGUCUUUUGUAACAAGCACACUUAUUCGGUUGGCUUCAGUAAUAAAACCUAACUUGUCCGUUCCCUAUAGAAACACCAGCAAGAUCACGUUGAAAUAUAUACACUUGUGUGUUUUCCCUGUGGGAGCCCGUUUAGUAGAGGCUCCCACAUGCAUUUAUCAUGGACAUUCAGCUAGAGCCAUGUGUGACUUGAAAUGCACAGUAGAGAUGGCCCCAGAUGCAGCUGGUCUCUCUCUCCUAAGAAGGUCGAGGGGCUCUGUGAUCCACCGUAGCCUCAUUUCCAUCACUCAGAGUGGUUCAUCAGAACUGAAAAUGGAGUUUCCUGAGACAGACUGUUUUCCUGACUUGAAGAAGGCAGGCCUUGUGGAGAAGGCUCUUAGUGAUAGGCUAUGGGGCUAUUCAGUAUGGCUCUACUGAGGGCUGCUGGUGUGAGAGUUAUCCAAGGCUGCUGGGCUGCUGACUUUGCUACAGUCUUACUGGCUGUCUUAUCUCUGCCAAACUCAGCCCUGCGCCUUGUGGCCCAAGUGGCGAGGCUUCACAUUCUCACCCAGGGUGAUGCUUGCAGAGGACUGGGUGACAGCUCCUUGUAGGGACAGGGAUUUGGAUUUCAUGAGUUACAGCCGUCCUCACUACACAGAAGUAGCUCAGACUAUGGAACCAACACUCCCUCACCCCGUCCCCCUUUUGUACCUAUCUUGAGGAGAACAAAUUCUCUCUACAGUGUAUUUAUUCUGUAAAGCAGAUGUGAGACUCUGGCCGGUUCCCCACUGAACGCAGUGCAUGUGGGAGGAAGGAUAGUCAGGCUUGAAAAACUGGCUUCAAGGUGAGACUAUCUUUUCCACUGGAGUUAGAAAGGGGAAAGGUUAUUUUAUGAAUUAGACGAGAAAGAAGAGUUCCCCUUGGUAGGCUUUAAAAAAUUAAAGGGAUUGAAAAAAAAAAAAAACCAGGGAGGACUUAUUUUGUAUACUUCCCAGAUUUCCACAGAUUAAUAAAUGUACCUGUGAAUAUAUAUAUGUAAAUCACAAUGAAGUUGUCAAGGGAAACCAUUUUUGCAUGUAUGCCAUUUUAUGAAGGUUUCCUUAAAGAAAAUAAAUACCAAAGCUUGUUUCUCCCUCACAAUGAACCCAAAUCCUUAUAAAGUUAAAUGAGGUGAAGAAAUUUGGCUAUUGCCAAAAACUUAACCAGGAGGGAAGGGCUUGUGUUCAAACACUUACUAAUGCCCUCUGACUAGGGGAACCCAUCCUUUUUGGUAGUUAAAACCCCGUGGUCUCCAGCCUUCCUGACUUGGAUAAUCCUGUCUUCCAAGAUCCCAGGGCCCUUCAGUUAGGUGUAGCUGUGUGCCACAUGCCUGACUUUUCUUUCAUACUUUGCUUACUUUGCCUUGGGUGUAUUUUAAUCUUGUAUAAAAAAAACAUGCAUGUGUCAGUCAUGCGCACGUGCACACGUAUACGUUCUGUAUUUGACAAAUGGUGGUAAGACCAAACGAACAAAAAAUAAGAAAAUUGCAUUUGUGGUUUUGCAACGUGAGUACACUUUGUACCACUAACACUGUGAUGUAUAAGAGCUGUCUGAAUGCCUUUUCAUGUUGUGAUUUGUACUUUAGAAUCCUAUGGAAACAUUUGAUUUAUAAUUCCAAUACAUAUUUUAAAUGUAUUGUGUCUUAUGUAGUCUGUCUCCCCUUUCAAAGGGAUAUCUUUUUAAAGGUAUUUUGGCUGGAAUACAGGUGAUAAUUUUGUAAA
This is a messenger RNA of Rattus norvegicus (Norway rat), 6605 nucleotides long. It is a transcript of the gene Rnf144a, whose product is annotated as ring finger protein 144A. Gene Ontology annotation, cellular component: endoplasmic reticulum membrane; membrane; cytoplasm. Gene Ontology annotation, biological process: protein K6-linked ubiquitination; pattern recognition receptor signaling pathway; protein ubiquitination. Gene Ontology annotation, molecular function: zinc ion binding; ubiquitin-protein transferase activity; ubiquitin protein ligase activity. NCBI's taxonomy places the organism in Eukaryota, Metazoa, Chordata, Mammalia, Rodentia, Muridae. The record is from RefSeq and is a predicted model, not a curated record.